AUGUCAGAUAAAGACGCGGCUACACCGCGACUGUUUCUCAUUCGUCACGGCGAAACAGAAUGGUCUCGUAACGGGCGGUUCACGGGCAUCACCGACCUUCCUCUUCUCCCCGAGGGCGAAGAAAAGGUCCGCCAAACAGCCUCGGUGGUGUUCGGUGCUGGACGCUUGAUCGACCCGAGCAAAGUCGCCCACAUUGUUCAAGGACCCAGCGUACGCGCCGCGCUUACGGAGAAGGUGCACACGACCGAAGACAUCGCCGAAUGGGGCUACGGGGACUACGAAGGUCUUCUGCAGCCCCAGAUUGAGGAACUUCGCAAGUCUAGAGGCCUGGACAGAGAACGUCCCUGGGAUAUCUGGCGGGACGGCUGCGAGGGUCCUGGAGGCCACACUCCACCCCAGGUCACGGAGCGACUCGACCGGCUGAUUUCGCAGAUCACGUCAAUCCACCGGCAAGGACUGCAGCAGGGUGACCGGAACUGCGACGCCGUGGUCGUCGCCCAUGGCCACAUCCUCCGCGCCUUUGUGAAGAGGUGGCUGAAGCUCGACUUGGACACACACUUGGAGAUGAUGCUUGAGCCCGGUGGAGUUUGCGGGCUGAGUUAUGCGCACGGAGAUGUCGAGGCCCGAGCGGUGCUUGUGGGCAUGAGUUUCCCGGGCUCUACAUCAUGA
Messenger RNA from Fonsecaea nubica, 669 nucleotides. RefSeq lists its product as hypothetical. NCBI's taxonomy places the organism in Eukaryota, Fungi, Ascomycota, Eurotiomycetes, Chaetothyriales, Herpotrichiellaceae. Bases 1 to 669 code for a protein of 222 amino acids. Gene Ontology annotation, biological process: ribose phosphate biosynthetic process. The record is from RefSeq and is a predicted model, not a curated record. The transcript has 3 exons. Gene Ontology annotation, molecular function: sedoheptulose-bisphosphatase activity.